AUGUCACCCCCACGCUCGUCGGACUUGGCCACCGGCCGCCAGGCUGCCGUUGUUCUCGUGACGGACCGCCUAGAAAAGCCUUUGCAUGACCUUCGUGACUACCGCGUUGUCCGUCUCGAGAACGAGCUCGAGGUGCUUCUCGUUCACGACCCCGAGACCGACAAGGCCAGUGCUGCCUUGGACGUCAAUGUCGGCAACUUCUGCGAUCCCAGAGAAAUGCCUGGUUUGGCACAUGGUGUAGAACAUCUUCUAUUCAUGGGCACAGCCAAGUUUCCCGGCGAAAACGAAUACGGCCAGUACUUGUCUGCGAACUCGGGUAGCUCCAAUGCCUACACGACAUCUACUUCGACAAACUACUACUUCGAGGUUGCGGCCUUGCCUGCCAACAAUGACGAGCCUUCAGCCACCAAUCCGUCACCGCUCCUCGGCGCCCUUGACCGUUUUGCGCAGUUCUUCAUUGCGCCUCUUUUUCUGGAAAACACGGUGGACAGAGAGUUGCAGGCGGUCAACGAAGAGAACAACAAGAACCUACAAAACGAUAUUUGGCGCUUAUACCAAUUGAGCAAAUCACUGGCAAAUCCCGAGCACCCGUAUAGUCAAUUCUCUACAGGCAACCUGCGGGUGCUCAAGGCGAUACCCGAGUCCCGAGGGAUCAACGUUCGUGAAAAGUUCCUCGAGUUCCACGCCAAGCACUACUCUGCCAACCGAAUGAAGCUCGUCGUUCUUGGCCGCGAACCACUUGAUGUAUUGCAGAAAUGGGUGGUGGAGCUCUUCUCGGGCAUUGAAAACAAGAAUUUGUCUCCAAACAGGUGGACUGAGGAACCCGUCUAUCGUGAGGCCGACCUGGCCACACAGUGCUUUGCCAAACCAGUCUUGGACUCGAGAACACUUGUUCUGAUGUUCCCCUCUCUUGACGAGGAGACCAUGUUUGAGACGCAACCGGGCAGAUACAUUAGCCAUCUCGUGGGGCACGAAAGCCCCGGCAGCCUCAUGUCAUACCUCAAAACCAAGGGCUGGGUCAACAGUAUAUCCAGUGGUGCGCACCCUGGCCUGGAUCACUACCCUCAAAUCACCAACAUCUUUUUCCAGUACGUUGCAAUGCUACGGGAAUCUCCUCCGCAGGAAUGGAUAUUCGAGGAGCAGAAGAGGGUGGCCGAGUUGGACUUCAAGUUUGCACCAAAGGUAUUCGCUAGCAAAUUCACGAGUUCAGUCAGCUCUGUCAUGCAGAAGCCCCUGCCCCGUGAGUGGCUGCUAAGUGGACAAAGCCGAUUGCGGACUUUUGACCCUUCGCUUAUUGCAAUGUUUUUGGAAAAGUUGCGCCCAGAGAACAUGAGACUCGUGGUUGUUUCCCGAGAGUUUCCAGGAAAUUGGGAUGAGACAGAACAGUGGUACGGAACAGAGUACCGUUACGAGAAGAUACCUUCAAGCCUCAUGUCCGAUCUCCAAGCAGCCAUGCAGAUGCCUAAAAGCAGGCGUCUCCCCGAAUUAAGAUUGCCGCGCAAGAACGAAUUCAUCCCUGACAGCCUUGAGGUGGAGAAGAAGGAGGUCUCAAAGCCUGCCUUGGCUCCAUGGGUCUUGCGGAAUGACCAAGGAGCGCGGACUUGGUGGAAGAAGGACGAUACAUUUUGGGUUCCCAAAGCAUAUGUCUGUGUUUGCUUGCAAAACCCCAUCAUCUUUGCGUCUGCGGAGAACAGCGUCAAGGCAAGCCUUUUCAGUCGGCUCGUCCAAGAUGCCCUCCAAGAAUACUCAUACGAUGCUCAGCUUGCCGGACUGGAUUAUAUCGUCUCGCUCAGUACGCGAGGUCUUGAUAUCAGGAUCUCUGGAUACAAUGAGAAACUUGCCGUCUUGCUCAAGCAGGUGGCCAUCACUAUGAGAGACCUCGAUAUCGAAGAGGAGCGCUUUCGCAUCGUCCACGAGCAACUUGUCCGUGCUUACGAAAACUCGCACCUUGAGCCAGCUUAUAGAUUAACAGGAGGCUAUCUGACUUGGCUCAACGCCGAUACCUUUUACACGAUAGACGAAAAGGCUGAAGAGCUAAAACACGUCACCGCGGAUGCUGUGCGACUUUUCCAAAAGCAGAUAUUGUCUCAAUUGUACAUUGAAGUAUACGCUCUUGGCAACCUGCAGAGAAGCGACGCUGUCGAGCUGACCGAUAUGGUCGAGUCUACGCUCAGGCCUCGCCCUCUGCCUCGAUCCCAGUGGCCGAUUAUACGCUCCCUGAUACUUCCCCGUGGCUCCAAUUACGUGUACAGGCGUGACCUCAAGAAUCCUCAAGAUGUCAAUCACUGUGUUGAGACAUGGUUUUACGUUGGCGAACAAGGCGACCGUCAACUCAGAGGAAAGACUCUUCUUAUCGAACAAAUGAUGCGGGAGCCUGCUUUUGACCAGCUCCGCACCAAGGAGGCGCUUGGCUAUGUCGUCUUCACAGGCAUCCGGAACUUUUCCACUACAACUGGGCUCCGAUUAUUGAUACAGAGCAACAAGAAGCCCAAGUACCUCGACAGACGAAUUGAGACAUUUUUGGCCCGAUUUGGACAGAAGCUUGAGCAAAUGAGCGAUUGCGAAUUCGAGAGCCACAAGCGAAGUUUGUUGGUGAGGUGCCUAGAGAAAUUACGUGAUCUGGGCCAGGAGGCGGCGAGACACUGGAUCCAGAUUGAAUCCGAAUACUACGAUUUCGAGCUAGCCCAGCACGAUGCAGACGACGUUACGACGCUUACGAAAACACAAAUGGUGCAGUUCUACAAGACAUUUUUUCACCCCUCUUCAAGCACUCGCUGUCGCCUCUCACUGCACCUCAAGGCACGUGGCCUGGAUACCAAGGUGGUGGAAAUAUUAAACGAGGCUGGUGUUGUGGAUGUUCCGAAAAAGAAACGGAAAAGCUUGGACGUCGUACGCGGAUAUCUGAAAGAGAGUAGGGCUCUGGAGGGCGAAAAACUAAAUGGGAUCAUUUCCAAACUAAUGCAGUGCGGACUUGCCCAGACCUCGGACACUGCGGCGACAAAUGGGUCUACGGAAGACAGCAGCGCAGUCGAAACAGCUCAAGUCAUUACCGAUGUACGCCAGUUCAAAGCUAGUCUGCAAGCCAGCCCAGGCGUACGUCCUAUCAAGCAGAUUAGCGAGUUUAAGGAGACGGAUGCCAAACUAUAA
Molecule: messenger RNA, 3147 nt
Organism: Metarhizium album ARSEF 1941
Lineage: Eukaryota; Fungi; Ascomycota; Sordariomycetes; Hypocreales; Clavicipitaceae
Product: a-pheromone processing metallopeptidase Ste23
Exons: 4
Coding region: 1-3147 (1048 amino acids)
Biological process (GO): peptide catabolic process
Cellular component (GO): mitochondrion; cytosol
Molecular function (GO): metal ion binding; metalloendopeptidase activity
Source: RefSeq, a predicted model, not a curated record